AUGGAGCAUUCUGGGCGAAUAGCGCACCUGCGCGGGGAGGACUACCUCAACGUCAAGUACUCGCACACGCGGCGGCAGUGGAUGCAGCGCUACUUCCUUGCGGGCUUCUUUGCGUGUGCUGGGCUGCUCGAGCUGUUUCUGAGCGCGUUUGACAGCUACCGCGUGCUGGUGUACACGGAGGCCAUCAUCGACCGCCACCGCUUCCUGUACAUGGGCGUGUUGCGCGUGGUGAAUGUGCUGACGUACUUCCAGCUGGCCACGCUGCUGCUGCCGCACAAGCUGCACCCGCCCAUGACCAGUGUGAUGAUGCGCCACCACACGACAGAGCAGGCGAUAGCGCGGCACAGACACAUCCACGGUACCCGUGGUGUUGGUGGAGAUGGCGGUGGUGGAGAUGAGUGGAGCGAGCGAGUCAGUGGUGAUGGUACAAGACAGAGCGUGGUUGAUGUUACGGCAAGCGAUAGCGAGGAUGAUGGUGCCGAUGAUGGUGGUAGCGAUGGCGACAGGGGCACUACUGCUGGCGGUGAUGGCGGGAGGAAGCCAACGCGACUGCUGCGGCGGCUGCGCGGGUUUAAUGGCGGUGCAUCCAGCACAGACAGGCUGCCCCGUCCCCGCAACUCCCGCCGAGAUGGUGGCGGGCGCCGCGCGAGCGUGUUCCACUCCAUGGUGCAGCGGCGCGAUGGCGGAUUCCAUGAGCUGGAGCUGGAUGGCCAUGGCAAUGGUGGCGAUGGUGGUGGUGGUGGUGGUGGUGGUGGCGAUGGUGGUGGUAACGGCCCUGUUGUGCAGCGUGUGGCCGAUGGGCUUGGGCUGGUGCCACUUGCGGUGUUAUUACCGGCGGUUGUGCUGGCCGGGUUUGUCAUUUCGGUGCAGUAUGGCGCAUGCAAGAGCCCGCAUUACUACGCGGUGGCGUGGAUGCUGGUGUCGUGCUUCAACAUUGGCGUGUCGCUGACGCUGCUGGUGCGGUGGCUGGGGCCAUUCCCCUCUGCUCGCUUGAAGUCGCAGCUUACGCUUCUCCACCCGCGCACGUUCACGUGGGGCCCCACAGUGUGGAUGGUGUUGCUGUGCGUGCUCAUGUCGACUGCAAGCACGGGUCUGCUUGUGCACCGCGACGCCGUGGCUGCGGACGUGACGCUUGCGGAGGUGGUGCAGCAGGUGGAUAUGGUGCUGGCGAUGGUGGUGGGGAUGGCGACGCACGCCAAGCGGCAGAGCCCGGACAGCAGGGAGCACCGCAAGUGGGCACAGCUGUGCAGCAACCGCGCCUUUGCCAUCAUGCUGCUACUUGCCUUUUCCCAAUUCGCAAUCUGCUUUGCCAAUCUCGACAACUACGUUCGCCUCAACAGCCCGGGAUUUGUGCACACACGCCUGCCGCUGAUCGACCACUGGGCGCUCGGGUUGUAUCCGUUUUUCAUUCUCGCCCGUCUUGGCCUCGGCCUCCUCCUCGCUCGCUCAUGCAUCGCCUGCCACGUCUGA
This is a messenger RNA of Salpingoeca rosetta, 1470 nucleotides long. RefSeq lists its product as uncharacterized. The record is from RefSeq and is a predicted model, not a curated record. Lineage: Eukaryota; Choanoflagellata; Craspedida; Salpingoecidae. Bases 1 to 1470 code for a protein of 489 amino acids. The transcript is spliced from 3 exons.